This is a messenger RNA of Triplophysa dalaica, 5743 nucleotides long. RefSeq names its product alanine--glyoxylate aminotransferase-like. Gene Ontology annotation, cellular component: peroxisome; cytoplasm. Gene Ontology annotation, molecular function: cobalt ion binding; L-alanine:glyoxylate transaminase activity; L-serine:pyruvate transaminase activity. The coding region runs from base 2642 to 4513 and encodes 623 amino acids. The record is from RefSeq and is a predicted model, not a curated record. The transcript is spliced from 19 exons. Gene Ontology annotation, biological process: allantoin catabolic process; purine nucleobase catabolic process. NCBI's taxonomy places the organism in Eukaryota, Metazoa, Chordata, Actinopteri, Cypriniformes, Nemacheilidae.
AAACAGCAUCCCACCAACUACAACUGUUGAAAAUUUUCAAGAAAAGCUUUAUGCAGCUACUGGAAAAUGUUUUGUAGACACAGCAUUCUGGGGAGGGGUCAUCCCUGGCAACCAGAAUAUAGCGAACGCUAUGGAGACCACAUCCUGCCAUAGGGAGGUUAUAUGUGUAUUACCAAAUGGUCUCACAAGUGGGGAGAUCUCAUGGGAAUAGUAGUGCUGACCCAACCAGGGGUGCACAAAAGCGGUCGGAUCCACCAAGGGGAUGUCACAGCUUCACCAACAGGGGAACCAAGAGUGAGGAAAUGUCAGACGGGAUGAACCAAGUGGGGAGUCGCUACGCGUGGAGCACUAGCUCAGAUAUAGGUUUUCACCUCGUGAGAGAAAAAGUGCUCAGUGAUGGAUGGGAUGCUUGUACUUCGCUCGGUGGGGGAAGUAGGGAUGCUGAUAUAGCUCACUGAUUGUCUGAUGAAGGAGAGAAGGUGCUUCAAAGGGUAUACACCCAUCCUGCCCCCGGUCUUUCCAUGUUGGUAGUGCGAGGGCAGACACCGGCAGACACCGGCUCUACACAAAGGUUGUAGAAUCUUGCUAAAGUGUUGGUUAUAGCCGAACUCGCACCUCUGCAAAUGUCUGCCAGAGCGGCCCCCUGAGCCAGUGCCCAGGAGGAGGCUACACCUCGGAUGGAGUGAGCUCUCACUGCCAUUGGCAACAAGUGUGUGAUAUGCCGCGACAUACACCUUGAGGGUGGAAGGAUUUCCUUGUCCCGUCCAGGAGCCAGACGUGGAGGUCCAGAGAUUUGGUCUUGGGUGCUAAACCAUGAGCUUCCCCUGAGAAAAUAGGUCCUUUAUUAGGGGAAUCGGCCAGGGAGGAGUCGUCGUCAUUAGCGUCAGAUCUGAGAAGUUUUGUUGGACCAGUAGGGCGAAACUAAUUUGUUUCUCCUCUUCCCUGACCUUGCACAGGACCUGUGCAAGGAGGCUCACUGGGGGGGAAGGCGUACUUCCACUUGUCCUGUCGUCAGCUGUGCACAUCGGAUGGGGGCCUCGGUCAGGGAGCACCAAAGCAGGGAAUGGACGGUGUCCAGGGAGGCGAACAGGUCCACCUGUGCUUGCCUGAACUGCUCCCAAAUGAGCUGGGGCAAGCCGACCUGUGGUAUGUCAACAUAUCCCUUAGCUGCCCCGGUGUCGAGGUAAGUUAGGGCGGAGGUGCUCGUUUAACGUGAAGGGGGCGUUCCUGGUCUUGUUGAGCUCCUGAUGGACCUUCACAAAAAAGGGCAUGGGGGCGAAAAGAGGCUUGGUAACGCGCUCCGUAUCCAGGUACCAGGAGUACAGCCGCUCGCGGCAGCCAGGGAUCCAGCCUGGUCAUGCCUCGAAGCCUCGUCAUGCUCUUGCAUGGGUGCACUAUGGGUCAUUCGACUGCCGCCCUUCGGAGAUGGGUUUGGUGUGCGUAUCGGGACACGUAUGGUCUGAAGGUUCUUCACUACAGAGAAUCACAUCACACCAGAGAAUCUCAGAAAUGUAGUCAUUUGGCAGACGCUUUUAUUCAAAGCGACUUACAGUGCACUUAUUACAGGGACAAUUGAUGUGGAAAAUGUUGAUCUUCAAGCUCAAAAAAAUUGCUCAGACAAGGAAGGUCCAGGUGUCAAAGUUUCAACUUUAUUUGUACAAGUCAAACAAAGUGAGAUGUUCCAAGUCCCCAAAACAUCUGAAAACUUGGUGUUUUCCAGCCUCUAGUUAUAGUGAAACUUUUCAAAGGUGUUGCCUCUCAAAACCAAUCAGGUAAUUACCCGUUAUCUCUUAUUUUUUAUUAUCCUAACUGUCCUUGUCUGCCACCAUUAUUUUUAGGCAACAAGGUUUCAUGUCUAAUGGAAAAUAAGUUGUGCCAUAAUUUAUUUGAGUCUAGCUUUUCAAAAAUGAGCUGUGCUAUAAUUUAUUUGGGUCUGGCCUUCACACCAUCCCUGGAUUUUGUAUUGCUGAAAAUGAUUAAAAUAGUUUAUAAAAUCAAGAGUCAUGCAUAAAUGUAUUGAUUAUAUCAUUCAAACAAUCUUAUCGUUCUAAUACUCAUCUCUAAGUUAAUGUGAUUUCUGAUCUACUAACACGUCUAUGUUACAAACAUUCCUAUGAAUACUUCUUCAUAACCGGGGUAAAUAAAAAGCCCCAUAGUAUACAGAAUAUGAUCAGAUUAUACACAAUACAAUCCCCCUGGAGCAACAUGGAGUAAGUGUCUUGCUCAAGGACACACUGGUGGUGGCUGCUGGGAUCGAACCAGCAACCUUUGAUUUACCAGUUCAGUGGUUUAACCCACUAGACCACCAUCUCCAUACACAGGCUCAUGACACACGCUCUCAGGAACAUUUAUGUAAUAGAUCUUUGCCGCUUUAACCUCUAAUAUCUUUAUGUAGCGCCAAAUGCGCUUUAUUUUAAACCUUUCCACUCCACUUAGUUUAUUGUAUAGAUGUCGUAUGUGAUAUCUUUUGUUUUAUAAAUCUUCAAACCUAUUUUUGUUGAACAAUUUACAUCAAAAUUAGUUUUUCCUUUUUUUUACUAUAGUAUAUCAAAUAUACAAAUACUCUUCAGAAUAUCAAUUAGCCAUAAACAUUGCCUAGCCAUAAAUAUUGCCUACCCAUCUCCCUGUUUCUCCUGUUAAGAUGGAGCUGAAGCCUAUGCUCCAGGCUGGCGUGGCUGGGUUUAAGUGCUUCCUGAUUCACAGUGGAGUAGAAGAAUUUCCUCAUGUAAGUGAUGCAGAUCUGCAUGCAACUAUGAAGCAGCUCCAGGGCACAGACAGCGUUCUCCUGUUUCAUGCAGAGCGAGAAGUCCAACAUCUAGUCCCCGAGAAAGGAGAUCCAUGUAAAUACUCCACAUUUCUGAGGUCCAGACCUGACAUUAUGGAAUUUGAGGCCAUCCACACAGUCACUCAACUCUGCCUUCAGUAUCAAGUACGAUGCCACAUUGUGCAUCUGUCAUCAGCACAACCUCUGGAGCUCAUUAGGGCAGCUAGACAGGCAGGAGCUCCCCUAACUGUAGAGACCACACAUCACUACCUCAAUCUGUCUGCUGAGAACAUCCCAGUAGGGGCCACACAUUUCAAGUGCUGCCCCCCCAUACGCAAUGCAGUCAACCAGGAGCUCUUGUGGUCCGCAUUAAAAUCUGGUGACAUAGACAUGGUUGUGUCCGAUCACUCACCCUGCACGCCUGACCUAAAGUGUUUGGACAGUGGGGAUUUCACAAAGGCAUGGGGAGGCAUCUCUUCUCUGCAAUUUGGUUUAUCUUUGUUCUGGACAUCAGCUGCUAAAAGAGGUUUUUCACUUAAUGACGCAGUAAGACUCUUGUGCAAAGAGCCUGCCAAGCUCUGUCUACUUGACAACAAAAAAGGGAGCCUCAUUCCGGGGCAUGAUGCAGACUUCGUAAUUUGGGAUCCAGAAAAAGAGUUUACAGUUACAGAAGAACACAUUUAUCACAAAAACCAACUGACUCCAUACAUUGGUCUUUCUCUUCUUGGGGAGAUAAUGAAUCAUAUCAAGAGUGGCAUUCAGUAUGCAUUUCAGACUCGAAACAGAGUAACUCUGGCUGUGAGUGGACCAGGUCAUGCUGCUAUGGAGUGUGCCAUCUUUAACUCACUUGAGCCUGGAGACAGUGUGCUCAUUGCGGUCAAUGGCAUAUGGGGGGAAAGGGCUGCGGAAAUAGCUGAGAGGAUAGGUGCCAAGGUGAACACAAUUGUCACCUCUGCUGGUGGCUACUUUAAAAAUGAGGAAAUUGAGAAGGCGAUAGACAAAUAUAGACCUAUGGUGUUUUUUCUCACCCAUGGGGAAUCAUCCACGGGAGUGGUCCACCCAAUAGAUGGCAUAGGUGACAUUUGCCACAAGAACAACUGUUUGUUUCUGGUUGACUCUGUAGCUUCAUUGGGAGGUGCUCCAAUCUACAUGGAUAAACAAGGUAUUGACAUUAUGUAUACCGGCUCUCAGAAGGUCCUUAAUGCCCCCCCAGGAACAGCGCCAAUAUCUUUUAGUGAGAGAGCCUGCAAGAAAUUAUCUAACAGGAAAACAAAGCCCAUUUCGUUCUUUUUGGACAUGAACUGGCUGGCAAAUUAUUGGGGUUGUGAUGACAAGACUGUACGUGCCUAUCAUCACACUGGGCCUGUCUCUGCUUUUUAUAGUCUACGGGAAAGUCUGGCAAUUCUUGCAGAAACUGGUCUUGAUAACUUAUGGAAACAACACAAAGAAGUUGCAGAAUACUUCCACAAAGGGCUAAAGGAGAUGGGCCUGAAACUGUUUGUGCAGGACAAGAAACUAAGACUUCCUACAGUGACCACAAUAGUAGCUCCACCAGGAUAUGACUGGCGUGAAAUCACAGGGUACAUUAUGAAGACCUAUAACAUUGAAAUCUCUGGGGGUCUGGGGCCAUCAGCUGGCGUGGUUUUGCGUGUGGGACUGAUGGGAUGUAACAGCAGCAAGACCAAUGUGGACAAGGUGUUAGAGGCUUUGGCCGAUGCCCUUAAACACUGCCACAAGAGCAGAGUAUGACAAUGACUGGACAUCAAAUUUCUAAACCAUUUUCUCAACCUCAGUGCUGUUUCACAUGAAUGUUGACGAAUUAUGUAAAAAGGAAAGUCGUAUGAUCAACUUUCCUAGGACACAGUAUCAAUGUGAGAGAUAAAAAGAAGUCAAACCUAUUUCCUCUUCACCGUAACCAUGGAUGUAACCACAAAUACAAUUAAAAUUAUAUGAACGGAAGCUCCUUAACAUAUGAACAUUAUUUGAAGUGAUGAAAUUAGAGUUCAGUUGUCCAAUUGUAACUAGCCAAGACAGGUUUUGAAAUAAUUUUGUACAGAUAACAAAACUGACAAAUCACAUUUUGAUCGAAAAACUUUGGCUGGCACAACGCCCACUAUUCCAUUUUUGUUGUUUACCAGAACUUCACAUAGUAAAAUACACUUGAAUGUGUGCACACUUUGUGCACUGUAUGAUUUACUGUAACAAAUAGUUAUGCAGUGCAAGUUUAGUUCACCUUUUUAGUUUUAAAACACUGAUUCACGUUUAAUGAAACAAUCCCCGUUUAAUGAAACAAUCCUUUUUUGAUUCCCCAAAAAGGCUUUGAAUAUUUAAUGUUUCAGUUUUGUAACCCAAACUUAUAUUGUUUGUAAACCUCCAUUUAUUUAGCACUUGAUAAUUGUCACCACUCUUACUGGAUAUAAGACAAGCCACACCACAAAUACCCUGUAACAGUUUAUUGUAUGUCCUCAGGAAAUAAUGGAGAUAAUCCACAGGUAAACGUUUUAUGUACGGCCGGCGGGGAUUGUUUCAUUAAACGGCCCUAAACAGUUUUUCCAGCCAUUUUUAACAAUUGUGCUAAAAAACUACGGAUGCAAUACUAUUCAAGUCGUACUUCCACGUCUUACACGGCAAAGAGAUUUGAAGCCGCCAUUUUACUUCCGGGUCUGUGAGAAUUUAGGUUUUUCCUGUGUCCCACAUAUUAUGUGAAAUGUAUUUCAAUGAUCAUUGUUCACAAAUUAUGUCUAAUCUAACUUGAGUUUAAGUGCUGACCAAGCUACCAGAAUGUUCAGAACAUCGUGCUGCCUUUUGCAAAAAAUAUUAAUAGAGGUAUUUCUAAGAAUUUCUAAGAACAAGGAACUAACUCACUUGAAUAAUAUUAAUACAGUUCUGGUAUGUUUCCAUGACAUAUUUACUUCCGCUUUUAUGAAUAUAAUUAUUGGACCUAUAUUCAAUAAAUUUAGAAACUCAGGUUAAACUGCA